Messenger RNA from Gopherus evgoodei (Goodes thornscrub tortoise), 3059 nucleotides. RefSeq names its product neurexophilin 2 (gene NXPH2). The record is from RefSeq and is a predicted model, not a curated record. The transcript is spliced from 4 exons. Gene Ontology annotation, molecular function: signaling receptor binding. NCBI's taxonomy places the organism in Eukaryota, Metazoa, Chordata, Testudines, Testudinidae. Bases 211 to 1008 code for a protein of 265 amino acids.
CUGUGAUGAAACUGCUGGUGCAGCCACCUGCAAUCAUGCUCCCCCCAAAGAAGCAAUGGACCUUGCUAAGCACCCAGGCUGGAAUCUCCAUCUCCUCAAACGAAGCAGCAAUGGGCCAAAGGGGAAGGAAAUGACGUUCAAGUCCUGCCCCCCAAGUGGAGAUGUGCAAGAUCCAAGUAAGGGAAAUCAUCUCCUAGACUCCAAGUCAGAAUGAUGUACCUGCAGCCCCUGCCUCUUGUUGUGGUACAGAGCUUCCUUCAGCUUAUAUUUUGUGACACUAAACAAACAGUCCAUGCCACAGACGUGCUGGAUUGGGAAGACAAAGAUGUUGCAGAGACAUUGGUCAACAACGUUGCCCAUUCCAGGAUCAUCAACCCUUUACGCCUAUUUGUUAAGCCAUCUCCAGUGCUGAAACAUGGCCAGAUGUCAUACUCAGAUAGCAUAGAAAACUUUUGGGAUUGGUUAGCCAACAUCACUGAGGUUCAAGAAUCUCUUGCACGGACUAAGCGCAGACCAAUCGUAAAAACUGGGAAAUUCAAGAAAAUGUUUGGGUGGGGCGACUUCCAUUCCAACAUCAAAACUGUUAAACUAAACCUCCUCAUCACAGGGAAAAUUGUUGAUCAUGGCAAUGGAACCUUCAGUGUUUAUUUCCGACAUAACUCAACAGGUCUUGGAAAUGUUUCUGUAAGCCUGGUGCCGCCUUCCAAAGUGGUGGAAUUUGAAUCUUCUCCACAGUCAACACUGGAGACCAAGGAAUCCAAGUCCUUCAACUGCCGAAUUGAAUAUGAAAAAACCGAUCGGGCUAAGAAAACUGCCUUGUGCAAUUUUGACCCUUCAAAGAUCUGCUACCAAGAGCAGACACAAAGCCAUGUUUCUUGGUUGUGUUCUAAACCAUUUAAAGUUAUCUGCAUUUACAUCGCUUUUUACAGUGUAGAUUACAAACUGGUGCAAAAGGUCUGCCCUGAUUAUAAUUACCAUAGUGAGACACCCUACUUGUCCUCUGGCUGAUGUAAUUCAUAUUCUGAGUAACUGUAGAAAUACAGGAUUGGUCAUAAAUAUGAGUUUCCUUUAAUCUUCUGCAGAGGACAGUGCUUCCAUAUCAGGUUAAAAAUGUCUUUACAAAACUUGUAGAUGUUUGUGCUGUUCCAUGAAUAUUCAACCUGUUUAUGUAACAAUCAUUUUCAUUUAACACAAUUACAUUCUGGCUAUGUUGUUAAUAAGGGAAAUAUCAGAUAUUAACAAAAUGUGAUAAGGAGGAACAUGUGCUAACAUUGAUCUUGAAAGUUAUCUUUACUGAGGUAAGUUUAAGGGCUGCUUUAGAUAGCAGAUGCAGUGAGAUCUUUUACUUGGUAAAUACAGCACCUCGCAUCCUGGGGUCACAAUCCUGAUUGUAUUUUGUUAGCACCUACAGUUCCCAAACAACAAACAAUAAGAGGAAGACAACUGGGUCAGGCCUGCAAGCUCUCCACAUGCAAAACUUAAUUUCAACAGCUCUUCAACUGAUGUCAAUAGGAAUGUCACACACAGAGGAUUUGAUGAAUUGAGUCCUAAUAUUUAAUAAAAUGUUAUUUCUAUUAAGGAAAUGAAAGAGAAUUGAAUUCCUACUCUGGGUUUUAGCAGCAACGCAUAGUCACUGGAAUGGAAGAGCAGUUUCUUCAAAACUCUUACCUGUGAAAAUGCAGUGAUGCAAUGAUCCUUAGUCUGUUAGACCCACAAAGUGUGCAGGUUUGGUGUACACUUUUCCUAUUGUGGUCACCAUUGUUUUGAUUUAUACAUAUAUACUGGUACUAGCUUUACAGUGGGAAUAGAAUAUAAGCGUACUCUGUAAAACCAUGGUCUGGUGUUCAGUGAGCCCCAGAAUAAAUAACAGAGAGUGGUUUCCAUUUAAAUGAAAGCAUUACCUUAACAUCUUGCCAUCCAGCACAUUCUGAUUUAUUACCUUCCUGGAAUGGAAAAGUAUCACAAGAUAAGGCCAAUACCCCAAUAACACAUGCUUUUCUUUUUCAUGAAAAUUUUCUUUUAAGACAAGAAAACCACAAUCCCUGAAAAUGAAAGGUCAACAAAAACCUAGACCUCACGCCUCAUAGAAGAUUACAAAACCACUGCCAUCUGUACAGCACAUUUCAACAUUGGCCAGAUCCUCUGGUGGUAUAAAUUUAUAGCACCAGAGGAUCUGGCCCUAUAUGCUGCUUAUGUAGGAACUGAUACUGUUCCCCUGAAAUCAAUGGCAAAAUUGAUUUCAACUGUUUGGGAUCAAGCAAAAAUGACAUUUGUAUUUUUUUUGGUUAUUGUUUUUACCACCAUUGCGGAUUACCAAGAUGUGUGUGUAAAAAGAAGCCAGCUCCUGCUCCUCUUUUCUGAUGUCAAAGUUUAGUGUCUGAUGUCACAGCUCUUUGCCAAGGUUUAAAAAGGGAUUGACUGGAAAGGAGAGAGCUAUUUGUUACAUACAAACUGAUGAGCACUGACAGAAAGGUGACAUGCAUAUAAGAAGUUUUACUAAAGCAGCUGUGCUUCUGGACCAAUAAAUAUAUAUGUCAAAUCAAAAAGGAUGCCACUCAUUAGAUUAUUUCUCUAUUCUUACUUAUGCAAAGCUUCAUACAGAAAAAUCCUUUGUUAAAGGAAAUGUUUAAUUUGUUUUUGUCUUAAAGUUACAAGUUUAGAAAUGUGGAUUUGUUUAUAAAAUUCUAAAAUUGUCCUGUAACAGCUUAUUCCAUACAAUUGGUCUUUGGGUUUCAGGUGGGUUUUAGUUUGCUUACUGAUACCUACAUAAUGUUCUGUUUUGUGUUCUGUAUACCGUGUCUUAGAUUUAGCUGUAUAUAUGCCAGUAUUUAUUGCUAUAUUCUAUUUGUUCAGUGUUUGGUGCUUUUGUAACUUAGUUGUAAGCCACGAUUUUAUUGCUAUGUAGUUUUACGCAGCUCUAUAAACUAUUUAAAAAACUACAAAGUAUUUAUUGUAGAGUAUGAGGAAAUCAUAUAUGUAUAUAUACUUAAAUCUAUGUGUACAUAUACAGAAUAUAUUGUACAUGUAUUUCCAUGUAAAUAAAGAGAGUUUGCUAAAUC